AUGUUCAGAAGAAUGGCAGAUGAUCCUGCAAAUGCGAGUUUUCCAUUUGGAGCUCUCGAGUUUCUGCCCGGCAUAACACGAGGCUUGAUACAAUAUAUUGGUAGUCUACAAGAAAAUAUUGGUGAGAUAAAAAUGAAGAACGCUGAACUCCAAACGAUCCAAAACAAAUUCCAGGGGGAAACGGAAACAAAUAUAAAUUGGCUCCAAGAUGAGAACAAGUCUCCAAAAAUGGACACAGAGGCUUCCCUGGAUAUCAUACGUAGGCUUCAGAAGAAGAAUGAUAAACUAGAAGACGAAAUUGAGGAUCUAAGAAGGGAUUUUAUCAAGAAGAAGCAAUUGUACACAAGUAUGAAAGCAGAGAAAGAGAGUUUAGAGAACCAGCUCAAUGUUGUCAAAAGUGGGAUGGCUGGAGAUUCCGAUGAUCAGAAUCCCAGAAAGAAACACAGUCGUAUAGAAUGA
Messenger RNA from Sclerotinia sclerotiorum 1980 UF-70, 459 nucleotides. RefSeq lists its product with no specific name. Bases 1 to 459 code for a protein of 152 amino acids. NCBI's taxonomy places the organism in Eukaryota, Fungi, Ascomycota, Leotiomycetes, Helotiales, Sclerotiniaceae. The transcript has 4 exons. The record is from RefSeq and is a predicted model, not a curated record.